CCGGGGCUGGACUGCGGAAGGGGGCGGGUUCGGAGGAGUGUACUGUACGGUAAGUCUUUUAGCCUCACCUGCAGCUUCGCAUCCCUGCACCUGCAUCUGUUCUCCCAGCACUGCGGACGCGACUCGAGGGUGACGCUUGCUCCGCUCGUCAUGGCCUACCCGGGAUACGAAGACGAGUUUGGAGAUUUUAGCAUUCAGGUGCCAGGAAUACAGAUGGGACAGCCAGUGCCAGAAACAGGUCCAGUUAUACUGCUCGAUGAAUACUGUGGGUUCCCAGCAUUUUCAGACGCUUAUUCCUCAGCUGGUGACUCUGUGUAUACUUACUUCAGUGCUGUUGCUGGACGGGAUGGUGAACUGGAUGCUGAAGAACUUCAGAGAUGUUUGACAGAGUCUGGAAUUAGUGGAACUUACUCUCCCUUCAGUUUGGAAACCUGCAGAAUUAUGAUUGCCAUGUUGGAUAGAGAUUACACAGGAAAACUGGGAUUUAAUGAAUUCAAAGAGCUAUGGGCAGCUCUUAAUGCCUGGAAGCAAAACUUCAUGAUUGUUGAUCAAGAUGGAAGUGGCACAGUAGAACAUCAUGAGUUGCGUCAAGCCAUUGGUCUUAUGGGUUAUAGGUUGAGACCUCAAACAAUAACUACUAUUGUUAAACGUUAUAGCAAGAAUGGCAGAAUUUUCUUUGAUGAUUAUGUUGCUUGCUGUGUGAAGCUUCGAGCAUUGACAGAUUUCUUUAGGAAAAGAGACCACUUGCAACAAGGGUCUGUGAAUUUCAUGUAUGAUGAUUUUUUGCAGGGCACUAUGGCAAUUUGAAUGUUUAGAAUUCUAAACCUGAAGAGACACUGUGAAUUCUUUUGCUUGGAAGAAGUGAACUGGACUACUUUAAAACUUUUAAGCGUUUUCCAUGUUCUUCCUACCCAUUAAGUCUCUCUUCCCUUUCUGUGUGUUUUUAUUUUAGCAGAUAGUUCAAAACAAUAAAAGAUUUUAAAAAAAUUUGGUGUAUUACUGCUUUUGGAAAAGUUAUCUUACAAAUAUGUGCAUAUUAUCAUAAAAUACUGGUGUAUGAUUAUUUGAUUUAAAUAAUGCUUAGCCUUAAUUUUUAACAAUGUAAAUUUAGAGGAAUUUACUUUACAAGAUCGAUUGUAUAAGAAGCCAAAUGAUAAAAGCCUAGAAAAAACUAAUUUAUACUUAUCCAAAGGUUACAAAUUAGACUUUAAAUUUUGUUUGUAGUUGGUGGCGUUUGAGGGCCAGCUAGAAAUGAAAGCCUGGAUUUUGUGCUGUGUUCGUAAGAUAGUUUGUUCCUUGAUCAAAUAAUCAGAGAAAAGACACUUAAAGAUCUUUGUCCGUGAAGAAGAAAAUUAUCUCCCCAGUCAAAUCUGUGGUGGGAUAAGACUACGGAAGGCAUUAUUUUUUCCUUUUUAAUUUUUUGUUGUGUAUAUUUUUCUUCAAUAUGUUUUAUUGUCUUCUCUAAGCAAACAGUUCUUAAUAAACAAAGUAUUUCUCUCUGCACCCUAUUUCAUUAGUGAAGACAUAGUUCCCCUAAAAUGGCAUCCUCCUCUAAAUCUAGACUUUUUGGAAAUGGUGUAUAUUUUUGAUGAUAUGUGAGCAUUCAAGAUUGUCCUAAUUAAAUUGUUUAAAUGUAAUGUCAGCUGUUUAUAAAGAUAAAAAAAAAACAAUUAACCACUCUAAUUGCUCAGAAAUUAUACAUUUGACUUAUUUGACAAUAUUAACAUUAGUGGUGGCUUUGCCGUUAAAAGCCCAGUAAGUAUUUUGAGUGCAUCUAUGUGAUGUGGUGUUUUGAGCAUAGUAGGCACCACAGCAACUUUUCUGAGUGGUACUAAAACUGCAGAAAAUGCAAAGUAGAAUCACCAGAUCUUUAGUGUGUAAUAUCCCUGGUAUAAGAUGUUACGAUUAAUGUAAUUUCUUUCUUGGCAAACACUUCAUGUCUAUCUUAGUGAAGAUUUAAUAAACCACAUAUUUUUCUUA
Piliocolobus tephrosceles (Ugandan red Colobus) is the source of this 1980-nucleotide messenger RNA. It is a transcript of the gene GCA, whose product is annotated as grancalcin. The record is from RefSeq and is a predicted model, not a curated record. The coding region runs from base 151 to 807 and encodes 218 amino acids. Lineage: Eukaryota; Metazoa; Chordata; Mammalia; Primates; Cercopithecidae. The transcript has 8 exons. Gene Ontology annotation, molecular function: calcium ion binding.